Molecule: messenger RNA, 1125 nt
Organism: Dictyostelium discoideum AX4
Lineage: Eukaryota; Evosea; Eumycetozoa; Dictyosteliales; Dictyosteliaceae
Exons: 3
Coding region: 1-1125 (374 amino acids)
Source: RefSeq, a predicted model, not a curated record
AUGGGUAAAAAAGAUAAAACUGAAAUUAAAGUAGAAGAAGAAAAUAAAGAAAAAAAACAAUAUAAAAAAAAGAAAGAAAGAGAAGAAUUGGAAAUACCAAAAGGUAUUGAUCCAUGGAAACCAUUAGAAUUAAAGAGAGAUGAUGUUGGUAAACGUGUACUCUAUGAUGAUUCAUCAUUUGCAACCUUAUUCCCAAAAUACAGAGAGAAAUAUUUACAAGAGAUUUGGAAAUUAGUUGAAAAUGUUUUACAUGAACAUGGUAUCGAAUGUAAAUUAGAUUUAAUUGAAGGUAGUAUGACUGUCACAACAACUAAAAAAUGUUGGGAUCCUGUAGCUAUCCUAAAAGCAAGAGAUUUAAUUAAAUUACUAUCAAGAUCUGUACCAUUUGAACAUGCACAAAAAGUAUUAAAUGAUGAUUAUAAUUGUGAUAUUAUUAAAAUUGGUGGUUUUGUUAGAAAUAAAGAGAGAUUUGUAAAGAGAAGACAACGUUUAGUUGGUCCAGAUGGUAGUACAUUGAAAGCAAUUGAACUUUUAACAAAAUGUUAUGUUUUAGUACAAGGUAAUACUGUUUCUUCAAUUGGUCCAUGGAAUGGUUUAGUUCAAGUUCGUAAAAUUGUUGAAGAUUGUUUAAAAAAUAUUCAUCCAAUUUAUAAUAUUAAAGAAUUAAUGAUUAAAAGAGAAUUAGAAAAAGAUGAAACAUUAAAGAAUGAAAAUUGGGAAAGAUAUUUACCACAAUUUAAAAAGACAAAUCAAAAUAAAAAGAAAAAAGUACAAAAAAAGAAGAAAGACAGAGAUGCAGCACCAUUUGCACCACCACAAUUACCAAGAAAAGAAGAUCUUGCUAUGGAAUCUGGUGAAUAUUUUGCAAGUGAAGAAAAGAAACGUAGAAAGAUACAAGCUGAUAGAGAAGCUAAACAUGCAGAAUCUGAUCAAAAGAGAAAGGAUGAAAGACAAAAAUCACAAAUUGCACCUGCUGAAAAAGAUAGAUCAACCACUACCACCACUAAUACUUCAAACAUUCAAGAUACACUCUCAAAUAUUAAAAAUAAUUUAAAAAAUAAUAAAAGAAAGGAAGCUCCAACAAAUAAUGCAGAUGAUUUUGUUUUAAAGAAAAAUAAGAAAUAA